Messenger RNA from Hirsutella rhossiliensis, 996 nucleotides. RefSeq lists its product as uncharacterized. The coding region runs from base 1 to 996 and encodes 331 amino acids. Lineage: Eukaryota; Fungi; Ascomycota; Sordariomycetes; Hypocreales; Ophiocordycipitaceae. The transcript is spliced from 3 exons. The record is from RefSeq and is a predicted model, not a curated record.
AUGAGCAUGGAUAGCCCCUCGAGGAAAUCGACGUCGUCAUACGCAUCCUCUGGUGUCUCGCGCAAUUCUUCCCCGAGGAAACAGCUCCGCAACGCUAGCCUUCAGUCGACGGGCUUCCGCCAGGCCAGCUUUCCCGUUGAUGGUGCCCAGCUGCCCCCAUCGCUCCGAACGCUGUCCCAGGAUCUGAAACGUAUUCGCCGCGGUGUUGCGAUACUGCCAACGCGGCUUCGACACGAGCUUGCAGCCUUUCAGUUCCCAAUCGAUGCGUUUUCGGACAAUGAAGAAACUACCCGUCUGCGAUACCCCCCUAUCGAUUUUGUUGGCAGAAUCGAUAGACGGGCCGCUGAGUGCGACAUGGAUUGCGAGGGCGAGUCAUCGUGGAAUGCAGAUGUCCACGCGCCGCUUCUUGACUGGGUGCUGCGGCGAGAUCCAAAUGGUCUUCUUCUUGACUUUAGAUACUGCACCAACGCUGCGCUCAUCCCCCAAUACAAACCCAAGGAAGCCCCGGGUAAAAUGGUCGACUUUUGUCUCGCGAUCCGACCAAACAAAGAGGAACAGCGAGUCAUUGAUGAUCUCUGCCGAACGCGGCCGGACCUCUCCAUCAAUCAUACCGAGUGGGGAAAUCUAAGCAAGCAUCCCAUCGCAAUCUCCAUCGAGACCAAGCACCAAGGAGGAGAUUCCGCCGUCGCUUUGCUUCGGAUGGCCACUUGGCACUCGGCCCAGUGGCGAAGCCUACGCUUGGGGAACUCGGACGAGGAGAGGGCUCGGCUAGCCCUCCAAUUUCUGCCGGGCAUCAUCGUCCAGGGGCACGACUGGAAAUUUGUUGCCACGACACUCGGCGAAGACUUCAUGGCCACAACGUUUAAGUCUCUGUCCAUGGGCACCACGGAGUCCAUACCGGACAUCUACCAGCUGGCGGUGUCUCUGCAGCGGUUGAAAGUGUGGGCCGAGGAGGAGUAUUGGCCAGCGUUUAAAGCAACUAUACUUGGGUUCUGA